Messenger RNA from Trifolium pratense (red clover), 1526 nucleotides. Its product is annotated as RNA-binding protein with multiple splicing. The transcript has 8 exons. The record is from RefSeq and is a predicted model, not a curated record. NCBI's taxonomy places the organism in Eukaryota, Viridiplantae, Streptophyta, Magnoliopsida, Fabales, Fabaceae. Gene Ontology annotation, molecular function: mRNA binding. The coding region runs from base 153 to 1097 and encodes 314 amino acids.
CAACUUGAGUAGUGCUUUGUUUGGACAGAGUAGACAACAACAACAAACAACAACGCCAGACAGAUUCAGCAGCAGUAACUAACUCUAACUGGGCGCGUGUUCUUCUAGGGUUAGGGUUAGGGUUAGGGUUAGGGUUUCUUUCCCAAUUUCUCAUGGCGGGUACCGGAAUUCACCCUUACCACCAACAAUGGCCCCCCGCUGCCGCACCUCCUCCUCCUCCACCUGCCGCUAUUCCUUCUCCUUCCUCCGAAGAGGUUCGAACGAUAUUCAUAACUGGUCUUCCUGAAGAUGUAAAAGAAAGAGAACUUCAGAACCUUCUUCGUUGGUUACCUGGUUUUGAAGCUUCUCAGUUGAAUUUCAAAGCUGAAAAGCCUAUGGGCUUUGCUCUCUUCUCUUCUCCUCAUCAAGCUAUUGCUGCCAAAGACAUUCUUCAGGAUAUGCUUUUUGAUCCUGAAUCCAAAUCUGUUCUUCACACUGAGAUGGCCAAGAAAAAUCUUUUUGUCAAAAGAGGAAUAGGAGCUGAUGCGGGUGCUUUUGAUCAAAGUAAACGGUUAAGAACAGCUGGGGAUUAUAACCAUACUGGUUAUGUAACCCCAUCUCCUUUUCAUCCUCCACCACCGCCUGUUUGGGGUCCACAUGGGUAUAUGGCCCCAGCACCUCCUCCUCCGUAUGAUCCAUAUGCAGGCUAUCCUGUUGCACCAGUACCGAUGCCUGCUCCUGUGUCUAUAGCACCUAGCAGUUAUGUUCCAAUUCAGAACACUAAAGAUAAUCCUCCUUGCAAUACCCUGUUUAUUGGGAACUUGGGAGAGAACAUUAAUGAGGAUGAAGUGAGGGGCCUUUUCAGUGUACAACCUGGUUUUAAGCAAAUGAAGAUUAUAAGGCAGGAGAGGCAUACCGUUUGCUUCAUUGAGUUUGAAGAUGUGAAUAGUGCUACAAAUGUACACCACAAUCUGCAGGGUGCUGUUAUACCAAGUUCUGGUUCAAUUGGCAUGCGGAUACAAUAUUCCAAAAAUCCAUUUGGGAAAAGAAAAGAUGGCAACUUCCCUAUGGCUGUUCCUGGUGCCAAUGGAGCUCCACUUGCAAUGACUUAUCAGUAGCUUGAAGGGGAUGUACUCUGUUCUUUAUGCUCCAACCAAUAUUACUACAUAAUAGGAUGCAUCUUGCAGCUGUUACAUGCAUCCAUUGAUUAUCAAGUCAUCGCCAUUAUCAUCCCUGCUCAUGUUUAAUGAAUGCACAGUGGCAUCAUAUAUACAUACAUUUGGCUAUGUUAUAUUUAUCAGACAUGCAUUUCUUGGCAGCAUGUGUUGGUUCACAAAUUACUUUCAUAGGUGUUUAGGUGAUGCUCAUUUGUAGAAACUGUGCAUGGGUCUAAAUUUUGUUUAAAUUGUGUUUAUUGUCAUUAGACUUUCUGUAUACAUUGGUAUUAGGAAUGCUUAUCCAAGCAGGCAUUGGUAUCUGCUUGCAUUUUUAGGUUCAUGUGUUGUUUAUUUGACAUACAUCUUAUUACGAUGCUUGCUUUGUUUUCA